Molecule: messenger RNA, 920 nt
Organism: Hibiscus syriacus
Lineage: Eukaryota; Viridiplantae; Streptophyta; Magnoliopsida; Malvales; Malvaceae
Product: actin-7-like
Exons: 1
Coding region: 1-558 (185 amino acids)
Source: RefSeq, a predicted model, not a curated record
AUGUUUGAGAUCUUCAAUGUACCUGCCAUGUACGUUGCCAUCCAGGCUGUUCUUUCUUUGUAUGCUAGUAGUCGUACUACAAGUAUUGUGCUAGAUUCUGGUGAUGGUAUUUUUCAUACUGUGCCAAUCUAUGAAGGAUAUGCCCUUCCACAUGUCAUUCUCCGUCUUGACCUUGCUGGUUGUGACCUCACUGAUGCUUUGAUAAAGAUCCUUACCGAGAGAGGUUACAUGUUCACCACCACUACUGAACGGGAAAUUGUCCGUGACGUGAAGGAAAAGCUUGCUUAUGUUUCCCUGGACUAUGAGCAGGAACUGGAGACUGCCAAGAGCAGCUCUUCUGUUGAGAAGAACUAUGAGAUGCCUGUGAGCCCGACUUUAGUGGCGUCCAGUGGGAAUUUUCCCUUCACUGCAUCAGACAUGCCAGGGAUGGGAGUAGAUACAUCAGCACUUGAUUUAGCCUUCACAACAGAUGUGGCAAGUUCAAUAGGAUUGCAGUUGGGACCUGAUACUGGAGCUGGGAAUUCUAGAGAUUCCCUUAGUUCACUCGAUCAGAUUUAGUGGAAUUUCAGUCUCACAGGUCUGACAGAAGAUUUGUCAAACUUGGGAGAUUUAGGAGCCCUCGGAAACUACCCUGGCUCUCAUUUUCUUCCUUCAGAUUCAGAAAUGUUGCUUGAUUCUUCGGAGCAAGAGGAUAUAGUGGAGGAAUUUUUUUUUUGAUUCUGUCCCUGGACAACCAUGCCCCCAUAUGAUGAAGAAAAAUCCUAGGCCAAGGUGAGUGAAUCUUCUUGAAGUUGUUAGGACGGGUUAGAGUUAGAUCAAUAAGAGCAGGCAUUUGACGUCUAUUCGGUAGGGGCAUUUUGUUAACAAAUUCCAGCAUCUUGGCAGUGUAAUUUUAGCUUCAUCAACCAAAUAGCGAUUAG